This is a messenger RNA of Gossypium raimondii (Peruvian cotton), 1593 nucleotides long. RefSeq names its product leucine carboxyl methyltransferase 1 homolog. The transcript has 14 exons. Gene Ontology annotation, molecular function: methyltransferase activity. Gene Ontology annotation, biological process: methylation. NCBI's taxonomy places the organism in Eukaryota, Viridiplantae, Streptophyta, Magnoliopsida, Malvales, Malvaceae. Bases 130 to 1290 code for a protein of 386 amino acids. The record is from RefSeq and is a predicted model, not a curated record.
UUACCAGAUGCUGGCGCGUCAAAUUGCGAGCUAAACCAAAUCUCGGGCGAACCCUUCAAUUAAAACCUCGAACUUUAAUUUCUCUCGUAUAAAAAAAAAAUCGAACCCCCCUUUUCUCUAUUGCUUUCCAUGGCGAACUCGGUGGCUGAUUCACGUAGCAACAGGGCAGCGGUUCAAGCCACCAACGACGAUGCUUCAGCCAGUAAACUGUCAUGCGUUAAAAAGGGAUACAUGAAAGAUGACUACAUCCAUUUGUUUGUUAGAAGACCUGUGAGGAGAUCUCCUAUUAUUAACCGUGGUUAUUUUGCACGUUGGGCUGCUUUCAGGAAGCUUCUAUAUCAGUUUCUUGAUUGUGAGGGAUCUAAUAGUGAAAAGGGUAAAACAAGGAGGCAGAUACUAUCACUUGGUGCUGGAUUUGAUACCACCUAUUUUCAGUUGCAGGAUGAGGGAAAAGCACCGUAUCUAUACGUGGAACUGGAUUUUAAAGAGGUAACCAGCAAAAAGGCUUCCCUUAUUGAAUCCUACAGUCAGUUGAGGGACAAAAUUGGUGCAACAGCAUCAAUCUCGCGAGAGAAUGGAGAAGUGCUCAGUGAUCACUACAAGCUACUUGCAGUUGAUUUGCGUGACAUUCAGAAGUUGGAUGAUGUCAUAUCAUUGGCAAAUAUGGAUCCCAGUCUGCCAACAUUUAUUAUUGCAGAAUGCGUUUUAAUAUACCUGGAUCCAGAUUCAAGCCGUUCUAUUGUUGGUUGGGCAUCAAAGACGUUUUCAACAGCAAUAUUUUUCCUAUAUGAGCAGAUUCAUCCAGAUGACGCUUUUGGGCAGCAAAUGAUAAGAAAUUUGGAGCAGCAGAUGCUCAUCAUACAUAAUAAGGGUUUCAAUGAAGCGAGCUUAGUAAUUAGUCAAGUUGCAAUAAAUGAGGGAAUGCAGAUGAAUGUGUUAUCAUUCUUAAGUGCUGUUAAUGCCAGAAAUAGUCGAGGCUGUGCACUUUUGGGUAUUGAUGCUACACCAACUUUGCAAGCAAAGGAAAAACUAUUUCUUGAUCAGGGAUGGCAGAAAGCCGUUGCCUGGGACAUGCUGAGAGUUUACAGUAAAUUUGUCGACGCCAAUGAAAGACGAAGAAUCGAGCGGCUGGAAUUGUUCGAUGAAUUUGAAGAAUGGCAUAUGAUGCAGGAGCACUAUUGUGUCGCUUAUGGAAUCAAUGAUGCCAUGGGGUUGUAUGGUAAAUUUGGGUUUGAAGAUGACGAGCAACAUGCCUCCAACACCUCUUCACCUGCAUCACCAUCUCCAUGAAAUAUACAAAGCAGCUCCACAUCGUAGAAGUGGAGAAGCACGUGUGACUGACACGUGCCUGUGUAGCAAAGGGUAAGAAAAAAAACUGUUUAAACACUGAAAACAAGUUUCAAAAGGGUCUUAUAUUUUGAUUUGCGGUGCAUGCUUUGUUGAGUAUGCUUAUGUGUAACAUGUUUUUUUUGUGUGACCUAAAAGAAAUGGGCUUUAUUUUUUCUGCUUGCUAUUUUGGCAAAUAAAGAACUGGUAGGUCUCAACUGUCCAAAAAAUCGUUAUGAGUAAUUUUAUAUGUUUGUAUUUGAAUUA